Molecule: messenger RNA, 2343 nt
Organism: Trypanosoma theileri
Lineage: Eukaryota; Euglenozoa; Kinetoplastea; Trypanosomatida; Trypanosomatidae
Exons: 1
Coding region: 1-2343 (780 amino acids)
Source: RefSeq, a predicted model, not a curated record
AUGAAUAACACUAUUCUAGUCUGUACGGAGUGUGGGAAACCCAACAACUUUCCCAUGCAGCAUAUCAAUAUGCAACAGAGGGAAAAUAUGACAACGUUCUGCAAUACAUGCGGGACUGUAACACUGCAGCGAGUGCAGAACAUAUCGGAUCAAACGGAACAGCAAAGAGAAGUAAAUGAACAUACAACAGGAACAACAACGCCGAGUAGUAUAAAUCCAAGCAUCACGGCUCCACUGUUAGAUGUGAAUGAACAACUAUGGAAACGAUUGCAAGAAACACUUGUAAAUAAUGGUAUCUCUAUGGCAGAUUUUUUCCGUUGUGAUGUGCCUACGAAAUUACGCAUCAUCUCCUCUAUGGGGUUUAAUAAGAGUGAGAUGCCGAAACUUAUGGAGCUUGCCGAAGUAAAACAUCCUCGGAAUUCCUUAAAUACUCCACCACAGUCAAUGAAGCAAGAAGUAGAAAUAUCAGCAGAUGGAUCAAAUAGAUCUGGUUUUGUUCCAUCAAAUUCAAAUGGAAGAGUUUCAUCGAAUUUAACAAACCCUAAAAUAAGUACAGAACAAAUGGUAGAAACACCUCAUCACAAAAUGCAUAAUGAAAAUUCUUUACUGGGUUUAACCGUUAAAGAAAAUGGUACUCUUCUUGCCUAUUGCUCCGUUUACCCUAAUCUUCCUGCAGAGUUUUGGUGUUCACUUUGUGGGGCAUUGGUUUCCAGUCGAUGCCAUGUGACUGGUAUUCAUAAAGAUCAUCCCUUUAUUACCCUCCGUCAGGCAGCAGAAGCGCAUGUUGGAGAUCUUAAGACAUGGUCUGAACGUUGCCGUUCACAACUAAAUGUUGCCAGUAAUAUUGUUGCCAAUCUAAAGCAUGGAAAAGAACUUAUCAGUGAGACAGUUAAAGAUCAAGAAAAGGAACUUGACCAGCAAUUUGAAGAAAUUAUUCGUGGUCUUACACAGUGGAGAGAGGAACUUCGAUCUAGUUUGAGGUUACAAGUGGAUGCCCAAAUAAGAAAUAUUGAUUUAGCUUUAGAAAAUACUACUGAUCUUAUGGAGUGUUUUACAGAGCGACAGAAUAGUUGUGAUCCUCUUCUACAAAAUAUACCACCUAUACAUCAAAAUGAUAAACAAUCAGAAGAUUGGUCUCUUCGUGUAAUGAAUCUUGUUAGCCAACUUAAGGCCACACGAUAUGAACCCAUUCCCAUGCCACGUUUAACAGUUCCAGAAGUGAAAUCUUUUGCUACUGCGGCAACCUAUAUGGAUCUUAUAAAAGCUGUAAGUGUUCCUGCCGCUGUUCGCCUACCGGAUGUUCUUGAUAUGGGAUACCUUAACUUUCCAAAUCCCUCUGAUGUUUCCCGUGAAGCCUUUACGCUUCAACCUCCGGCGGAUGCGGUGGAGCGUGGAAUUCUUAUCUACAGUGGGCGCACACUCACGAGGGCGGCGACUGUAACUCCCGUUCACGUUCUUGUCUGCAGUUCGCGAGUCUUCUACACUGGCUUGACGGCGUGGGCGGUGCACGUGGACCGCGUGGGCGCCGGGCCCGGCCGUGUGCUCGCCGGUGUGUUGAUGGCCGGCAGCGACGGCGAGGGGGUUGUGUGGGACGGGCAGCGCAUCGUCGGGCCGAAUGAGGGCGAGUGCCGCCUGCUGCCGGAGCGCUGCCGCCUGCAGACGGGCACGACCCUCCGCUUUGUUCUCGAGUUGGAGGCCCCGUCGUAUUUUCUCAUUUGUUAUUAUGAAGAGGAGGUGGUCGCGCGGAUCCCGCUGCCGCCGGCCCUCAGCGGGUGGAUCCCCGCCUUCAGCGUCUUUGGCCCGCAGGAUCAAAUCACCGUCGUUCCCACCUCCACUACAGUCGCGGAGCAUCUCUUGUCGAAUGCCACACCCGAUAGGAGGAGAAAAAAAGGAGACGGCGGACGUACGGAAGAUACAAAAGUGCGUCUCGUCGAACAGGAGCAGAAGUUGAAUGCCUUACAGCAGCAAAUCCUUGCUGUAAACUCACGGAUUAAUCAGGAACAGUAUGAGAAAUUUGUAAAUUCUUCUAAAGGUAGUGGUAGGCAAGAUAAGAACAAUGGGAAAAAUCAAACGAACGAAACUAAUGUUCGAUCCCCAUCAUCGUUUAAUCCAACAAUGUCAUUAUUUUCUCCAGAUGAAAGGAAUACUUCAAAGCAAUCAGCAUUCGCUGUAUCACAUGAUACAAAAGGAGCAUCGUUACCACCUCGGCCCUCGCCAUCAUCAUCAUUAUCACCAUUUAGAUCAAAUGUUUCAGGUGAACAGCAAACAAAACCAGAGACACGAAAUCAGAGAUACAGCCCCGAGUUGCAAAACCUUAUGAGUUUUGUAGAAUCUAUCAAGUAA